GUACAAAAACCUUUGUAAGUCAUCAUAAUACGUACCUUGAUCCUAUAUACUAAGACGGAGCGAGCAGACGUCGUCAUUACGGUACGUGUGAUGAUCCAAGUAAUUGCGCUGCUGCUGCUGCAGUAAGCAUGAGCUCCCUUGGAUCAUGCACCACACCCAUGGUCCAUGGAUGAACAAGAUUGCUUCCUUGGUGUGGGCACCACACAUGUUUGUUUAUCCGGUAAAAGCAGCAAGGCAGCCGCCUCCAAAAGCCGGAAGGAGGAGGAGGAAGACUGUGGCCAUGUCUGAUAGAUGAGAGAGCCCACUUGAGUUGAGUUCACUUCACUCUCCCAGUCCCUCCCAGUGACUAGUGAUACUGAUAGGCAGUGAGCGAGCGAGCGAGGACUUUGGCGUGCGUGCUUUCCGCGCGCAUCAAUCCUCACCUCACCUCGGCAGGGAGGGAGUGACAGACAGUGAAGGAGGAGGAGCACGCACAUGCCAACCACCAUCUCAUCAUAUUCAUUCGUUCGUUAACAAUCUCCUGCUGCUAUUAAAAGCCUUCCAUCCGAUUCUUCCAACCUUACCUUACCUUACCUUCCACACACUGACACGGCGACACGCAUGCACCCACCCACAGCCACAGGCCGCCGCCGCGACCUCCCCGGCGCCGCCGCCAGAGGAGGUGGGGAAUUCACCAGGCAGCACCCACCACCAGCGGGGCCGGGCCGCCUCUUCUUCAUGCCGCCGCCGGCGCCGGCGCCACCGGGGCACAACCACCGCCCACGACCACCGGAUCGCGACCGCCCCUUCUUCAUGCCGCCGCCCGCGCCACCAGGCCGCUCGCACAGCAACCAACCGUCGCCAGCGGACCCGCCCACCGCCAGCACCAGGCCUCCUCCUCCUCCGCCGCCGCCGCCACACCCACACGCGUACGCCAACUACGACCCCGCCGGCAGCGCCGCCGACGAGCUCCCCCGCCGUCCCCCUCACCCUCCGCCGCCGCCGCUCCCACCCCCACGCCGCCCGUCAACAUCCCCGUGCUCCUCCGCGCUAUCCUCCUGCCUCGUCGCGACGGCGUUCCUGCUUCUGUCAGCGGGCGUCGCAGGCACCGCGCUGUUCCUGCUCUACCGCCCUCGGCCCCCCGACAUCGCGGUGGCCGCCGUGCGCCUGCCGUCCUUCUCGGCGUCCAACGGCACCGUCGCCUUCACGUUCGAGCAGACGGCGGCGGUGCGCAACCCGAACCGGUCCCCGCUCGCGCACUUCGACAGCUCCCUCCGCGUCGCCUACGCGGGCGGGGAACUCGGCGCCGUCUACAUCCCCGCGGGCCUCAUCGAUGGUGGAACCACCAAGCACGUGUCCGCCGUCUUCGACGUACCCGCCAUCCCCGUCGCCGCCCAGCCGCCCAUGCUCGGGGGGGCCGUCGACGCAGCGUCCGCCGCUCAGUCACAGCAGCAGCCGCCGGCGGUCAUCGAGGUCCACUCGUUGCUCGUUGUCAAGGGCAGAGUCAACGUCCUCCGCGUCCUCACGCACCGUGUCCAGGCCGCCAAGCUCUGCCGCGUCGGCGUCUCGCCGCUCGACGGCACCGUGAUCGGCUUCCGCUGCUGAUUCUCUCAUCAGUAGCAUACUCCCCUAGUAGUAGAUAGCCAUAGCUGCUCUCUUCCCGCUGUUUUAGUUACGUUACGAUAUCCUCCUAUUCCUCAUUUCCUCCCUCGAUCGUCGGUGGUUUUGGAUUCUUGUUGCAUUUGUCUUCUUCUUCUUCUUCUUCAAGGAGAUGUGUACGGAAUUCCACGUUUCCUUUGCAAACAAGCAAACAAACUACUCGACUCGUAGUAGUAAUACUGGAUUUGUGUAGUACCGAUCCAAUUAACGAUAGUGUUGUCUUGAUUAA
Molecule: messenger RNA, 1867 nt
Organism: Sorghum bicolor (sorghum)
Lineage: Eukaryota; Viridiplantae; Streptophyta; Magnoliopsida; Poales; Poaceae
Product: ras-associated and pleckstrin homology domains-containing protein 1
Exons: 1
Coding region: 601-1584 (327 amino acids)
Cellular component (GO): plasma membrane
Source: RefSeq, a predicted model, not a curated record